AUGGCUCUAGCAAGAGAGAAGAGGCUUCCGCCACUCCACCUCUCGCUGAACGUCCCGUCCCGCCCCGCCGUCCAGGAGCCGGCCUUCCGCCACGCCAACCCUCCGGUCGCCGCGGCGCAGCCCGCCUCGACCCCGCUAGCACGGUCGAGCCAGUUCCGGCUCGCCGACUUCGACCGGCUCGCCGUCCUGGGUCGCGGGAACGGCGGCACCGUGUACAAGGUGCGCCACCGUGAGACCUCCGCGCUCUACGCGCUCAAGGUCCUGCACCAGGGCGACGCCGCCGCCGAGGCGGACAUCCUCGGCCGCACCGCCUCGCCGUUCGUCGUCAGGUGCCACUCCGUCCUGCCGGCGCCCGCGUCGGGCGACGUCGCGCUGCUCCUCGAGCUGGCGGACGGCGGGUCGCUGGACUCCGUCAGUGGCCGGCGCGGGGCGUUCCCGGAGGCGGCGCUCGCGGAGGUGGCGGGGCAGGCGCUGUCCGGGCUGGCCUACCUCCACGCCCGCCGCGUCGUGCACCUCGACAUCAAGCCGGCGAACCUCCUUGCCACCACGGCCGGGGAGGUCAAGGUCGCCGACUUCGGCAUCGCAAGAGUCCUCCCCCGCGCCGGCGACCACUGCACGUCGUACGCGGGCACCGCCGCGUACAUGAGCCCCGAGCGCUUCGACCCGGAGGCGCACGGCGGGCACUACGACCCCUGCGCCGCCGACGUGUGGAGCCUCGGGGUCACCGUCCUGGAGCUCCUCGUCGGCCGCUACCCGCUGCUCCCCGCCGGGCAGCAGCCGAACUGGGCGGCGCUCAUGUGCGCCAUCUGCUUCGGCGAACGUCCCGCGCUACCCGACGGCGCCGCGUCGCCGGAGCUCCGGAGUUUCGUCGCCGCGUGCCUGCAGAAGGACUACCGCAAGAGGGCGUCCGUCGCGGAGCUUCUUGCCCACCCGUUCGUCGCCGGGAGGGACGUGACGAGGUCGAGGCGCGCGCUCCGAGAGCUGGUCGCGGAGGCCUAG
Messenger RNA from Setaria italica (foxtail millet), 999 nucleotides. RefSeq names its product mitogen-activated protein kinase kinase 9. NCBI's taxonomy places the organism in Eukaryota, Viridiplantae, Streptophyta, Magnoliopsida, Poales, Poaceae. Gene Ontology annotation, molecular function: ATP binding; protein serine/threonine kinase activity. The record is from RefSeq and is a predicted model, not a curated record. The transcript has a single exon. Gene Ontology annotation, biological process: protein phosphorylation. The coding region runs from base 1 to 999 and encodes 332 amino acids. Gene Ontology annotation, cellular component: cytoplasm.